Molecule: messenger RNA, 1341 nt
Organism: Diaporthe citri
Lineage: Eukaryota; Fungi; Ascomycota; Sordariomycetes; Diaporthales; Diaporthaceae
Exons: 3
Coding region: 1-1341 (446 amino acids)
Biological process (GO): GPI anchor biosynthetic process
Cellular component (GO): mannosyltransferase complex; endoplasmic reticulum membrane
Molecular function (GO): alpha-1,6-mannosyltransferase activity; GPI mannosyltransferase activity
Source: RefSeq, a predicted model, not a curated record
AUGGCCGCCACAAGCAUCAACAGUGGCUCUCCCUACACCACCCUGACGGCCACGUUCCUCUCGUGGAAGGCCGUCCUGUUCGCCAUCGCUGCCGGCAGCCGCGUGGGCCCGACCUACGACACCUCCUCGAGCCUCCUCGUCCCCGGCAGCCCGCCAACCUUGCUCACGCGGCUGUCCUCUUGGGAUGCCAUCUACUUCCUCAAGGCCGCCCAGAGAGGCUACCUUUUCGAGCAGGAGUGGGCCUUUGGGUCCGCCUUGCCCAACUGCAUCUCCCUCAUCAUCCGAGCCUCAGCCCUACGGAUCCCUCGGUUCGGCCUGCUCACUGCCCCCGACCCUAGCACUCACGUUGAGGCUCUGGUCGCCGUCAUCUUCUCCAACGCCUGCCACCUGCUGUCCGUACUGGUCCUCUACCAGCUGGGCUUGCACAUCUGGAGGGAUUCGAGAUGGGCACUUGCUGCUGCCCUGCUGCACGUGCUGUCCCCGGCCGGCCUGUUCCUGUCCGCCCCCUACGCUGAGAGCGCCUGCUCCCUGCUGUCCUUCACCGGCUGGCUGCUCCUGGUCAAGAGCUGCAUCAGGACUGGCACAUCUGUUUCAUCGCUUCCUCGAGACGCCUUGACCCUACUCGCCGGCCUUAUCUUUGGCCUCGCCACCUAUUUCCGUACCAAUGGCCUACUCAACGGCGCCCCGCUGGCCUUCGACUUUCUCUCGACCUUCUAUCAACUGACGGAGGAUCUCGAUCACAGCAAGACCCCCGAUUACCUCCGGAGGCUGGUUGUCCUCGGCAUCGCCGGCCUGUCUGUCGCUGCCGGCUCCGUCGUCCCUCAGUAUCUUGCUUACCAGACUUACUGCUCCACCGCUUCCGCGCCUUCCGAAGCGAGGCCAUGGUGUACCCACCUCGUGCCCAGCAUCUUCAACUAUGUCCAAAGCCAGUAUUGGAACACCGGUUUUUUCCGCUACUGGACGCUGUCCAAUGCCCCACUCUUCGCCCUUGCAGCUCCCAUGCUCUUCGUCAUGGGCAAAGGCGGGAAAGAUCUUUUCUUCCAGGGCUCCAGGAUCUCCAGGGGCCACGGGUCGGCCUCGGGCCUUGACAGCUCCCGCCUUGUCUUGGUGGUGAGGUCCAUGGUCUUUGCUCAGGUCUCGCUCGUCGCCCUGGCCUUUACGAGCUAUCACGUCCAGAUCAUCACCCGCCUGUCCUCAGGCUACCCGGCCUGGUAUUGGUGGCUUGCGGCCUGCCUUAGGAGCCCUAAGACGAGGAACAUGGGCAGCGGGCUUGUGGUCUUCAUGAUCAUGUAUGCUUCCAUACAGGCCGUGUUGUUUGCUUCCUUCUUGCCUCCAGCUUGA